AAUCCAGUUGAGUCUGCUUGCAUCUUAUGCCUUUUGAUGGCAUCGUUGUUUUACUCUUUCUUACGUCAAUAAACCUGUGGACAACGGACAACUGUCUUCAGAGUCGUGAUGUCAGGAAAGAGUUUGUCUAACUGCCAAGGUGUAUCACGGCACAUAUACUGAGGGCAGCAUAGUAAAACAACGGCUUUCUAGCGGGCAAGAUAACGCAGCCAGCUGGCAGACGCUACUAACAACGUCAUCUCACGCAGCCAGUGGAUGACCAUCACAGCAGUGUCUAAACAGAGGUACGUCACCAGACAACACCAUGUCCGAGAAAGCAACUUCAUUAAAGACGCGGUCCCGCGCUACAUGUUCUGCUACAUACUCAAGUGUAUCAUCAACGGGGUCUGCUGCAGCAAAGGCAAGAGCGAGAGCAGAAGCAGCAAAGGCACGCAUGUCCUACGCCGAAGAGGAAAUGAGCCUAAAGCUAUAAAAAGCUAAGCUGGAAGCCUCAAUAGAAAUGCUCAAUUACAAGAAAGAAACUGCUGCAGCCGUAGCUGAGGCCGAAGCCCUUGAAGCUGUGGUAGAUAAAAAUAGUGAAAGACAUAGUUCCAUGUUAAAUUUGGACUCCAGUCCUUUGGAAGCUGCACAACGCACAGAACAAUAUGUGAUUGAUCAAGCCGAAUCACAAAACACAGACGCUCAGCUGCAUGAUGAUGGUGUUGGAGCAAUAAGAGGGUCAAGCCCUAACUACGAAACUCCAGCUUCAUCUAUCAAAUCUGAAGUCAACUCAUUCCAUCCGGCCCAAGCCAAUAUAGCUUCCCAUCAUACACAUGGCCACAAUGCAGCUUCUCAACCAACUCGCCUCAUCUCACAGCAGCCUUACAUCUAUGAAGAUGAAAAGCUCGAUGGGACACGCAAUGUUCGGUUUGACAACCACAAUGCCACUCCUGAGCAAGGUCUUGGACCUCAAAACGACAAAGGCGAUCCUGCUCUUAAAUCCUAUCUCACAUCUUCAAACACCAAUAAUAACAACUCCAACAUUAGCGACUUUGUGAGAUACUUUGCUCGUCGUGAGCUUGUGGCAACAGGCCUACUUCAAUUCAACGACAGACCUCAGAACUACAGAGCCUGGAAACGGUCUUUUCAGAAUGCAACCAGAGGUUUGGACCUGACACCAAGCGAGGAAAUGGAUCUCCUGUUUAAGUGGCUCGGCAAAGCGUCAGCAGAACAGGUCGAGCACAUAAGAGCAAUACACAUCAAUCAUCCAGCAGCAGGUUUGGCUAUGAUAUGGGACAGACUUGAACAAUCUUAUGGCUCCGCAGAAGUAAUAGAAGAUGCUCUGUUCAAACGUAUCGACGCCUUUCCAAAAAUAACAAAUCGAGAUUAUUCUAAACUAACAAAGUUGAGUGAUCUUUUAAUGGAACUAGAGUCAGCCAAAGCUGAAGGAGACCUACCCGGCCUCUCUUUCCUCGAUACAACGAGAGGCGUCAACCCAAUUGUACAGAAGCUCCCCUUCGGUCUGCAGGAGAAGUGGGCGUCAGUUGGGUCAUCCUACAAGCGGCAACAUCACGUUUCAUAUCCCCCCUUUGCCUGCUUCGUAAACUUUGUUAGCCAAGAAGCUAGUGUCAAAAAUGACCCAAGUUUCAACUUUGUCUCUCACUCAGACAUUUCUCCCAGGCCAGAAAAAACAGCUUGGAAGCCAAACAGACCGCGAGAAGUCUCUGUUCACAAAACAGAGAUAUUUCCAAAAGCCAUCUCUGAUCCUAGGGAGCCCUCAACGAAAUUCAAUGACUGUGACAAACUGUGUCCAAUCCAUAAAAAACCUCACCCUAUACGCAAAUGCCGUGCAUUCAGAGAAAUGCCCAUCGAAGACCGUAAGACAUUCUUAAAAGAGAAUAACGUCUGUUUCAGAUGCUGUGCUUCAUCAUCACACAUUGCAAGGUACUGCACAUUUAAUGUUCGUUGUUAUGAAUGUAAAAGUGAAAAACACCACACAGCGCUUCACCCUGGACCUGCUCCCUGGGUUGGAGGAAAAGACUCUGCUCCAGAGCAUGGCGGGGAGGAGGAUAGCUCUCCACAACCCCAUGUCACCACCAAAUGUACAGAUGUCUGUGGCGGAGACGUAACGGACCGAUCCUGCUCUAAAAUAUCCCUUGUGAAUGUGUAUCCAGCCGGCCACGCUCACAAAGCAGUGAAGAUGUACGUGAUUCUGGACGAACAGAGCAACAGAUCACUACUUCGUUCACAGUUCUUCGAAGUCUUCAAUGACCAAAGUCCAAGUGCUCCUUACUCACUGAAAACAUGUGCUGGAGUAAAGAAAGCGACAGGAAGAAGGGCCUGUGGCUACAUCGUGGAAUCUUUGGAUAGGACCGUCAGCAUCCCACUACCCAGUCUCAUAGAAUGUGAUGACAUCCCAAAUAACAGAAGUGAGAUUCCAACUCUCAAUGCAGCUUUUCAUCACGCACACCUAAAGUCAGUCGCACACCUCAUCCCAGAUAUCGACCCACAAGCCCCAAUUAUGCUUCUCUUAGGUCGGGAUAUUAUCAGAGUCCAUAAGGUCCGCAAACAGGUCAAUGGCCCACACAACCUACCUUAUGCUCAGAAGUUGGAUCUGGGAUGGAUCAUCGUGGGUAAUGUAUGUUUAGGCCGCGUUCACAAACCAUCGACAGUCAACGCCUUCUACACGAACACCACGGAACGGGGACGCCCUACUCUCUUUGACCCGUGUCCUAACAUGUUCCGUGUAAAGGAAAAAUACAGUGACACCCAAGCCACAAACCACCUCCAAACACACCCUGAAGAGAUAUCAAACUGUGAUGUUGACAGCCUAGGACAUAACAUAUUCAAGCAGACCAAGGACGACAACAACAUGGCUCCGUCUAUCCAGGACAUCUCCUUCAUGAAAAUAAUGAAAGGACUAACAAAAGAUGCAAACAACAGUUGGGUAGCUCCAUUACCCUUUAAAUGCUCACGUCAACGGCUCCCCAAUAACAGGCCACAGGCAUUGAACCGUCUCAAGUCGCUCAGACGCAACUUUGAAAGGAAGCCUGAAAUGAGAGACCAUUUUCUCAGUUUCAUGGACAAGAUGUUCAAGAAUGGUCAUGCUGAGUUAGCCCCCUCCUCCCAGUGAGGAUGAAGAACAGUGGUACUUGCCAAUAUUUCAGUGAGCUUCGCAUUGACCCUGACGUCCAAAGUUUUGUGAUGCGUGACUUCUAUGUAGACGAUGGGUUGAAGUCCUUGCCCACAGUCGAAGCUGCAGUCAACCUGCUGAAAAAGACACAAGAUGUUUUCUCCAAAUCAAACCUAAGGCUGCACAAGAUCGCAGCAAACAACAAGGAGGUCAUGGAGGCCUUUCCGGCCGAAGAUCGUGCAAAAGACCUUAAAGACCUGGACCUCAGUGCAGAUACGCUGCCAAUGCAGCGUAGUCUUGGAAUCAAUUGGGACCUCCAGACCGACUGCUUCCACUUCAGCGUCUCCGACGAGAUAAUAUCCUACACUCGACGGGGUGUCUUGUCUACAAUCAACAGCCUCUACGAUCCUCUAGGGUUUGUAGCGCCAGUCACAAUACAAGGCAAGGCUAUUCUGAGAGAACUCACAACUGACAAAGGUGACUGGGACUCGCCUUUGCCCCAAGAAAUGGAAGACGCAUGGACAUCUUGGAGAGCAUCUUUGAAAGAACUGUCCCAGCUUUCUAUUCCCAGAGCCUACACUACAACUUCUGUCGCUGCAGGCCGUUUGAACGACACAAACUGGCUGAGUGGACCCAAAUCUCUGUACACACCGGAGACAAGUGCCUCAGAGAGCAACUACAAGCUUGUAGACCCGGGUUCAGACCCAGACAUUCGCCCUCUGGUGUCCACUUUGAGUACUACAACAACAUCCAAGCAGCUUGGUUCUCAACGAUUCUCAAAGUUCUCAUCUUGGAAGUCUCUAACACGGGCCAUUGUUCGCCUCAUACACAUAGCCCGUCUUUUCAACAUGACCUUGAAGAACAGCCCUUGUAAGGGCUGGCAUCACUGUAAAACAGGAUACACUGUUGAGGAGUCUGAUCAAGCGUUUGUUAGGUUGUAGU
Molecule: messenger RNA, 4054 nt
Organism: Cyclopterus lumpus (lumpfish)
Lineage: Eukaryota; Metazoa; Chordata; Actinopteri; Perciformes; Cyclopteridae
Exons: 2
Coding region: 500-3112 (870 amino acids)
Source: RefSeq, a predicted model, not a curated record